Ochlerotatus camptorhynchus is the source of this 1545-nucleotide messenger RNA. It is a transcript of the gene Lsd-1, whose product is annotated as lipid storage droplet-1. The record is from RefSeq and is a predicted model, not a curated record. Gene Ontology annotation, cellular component: lipid droplet; cytosol. The coding region runs from base 157 to 1371 and encodes 404 amino acids. The transcript is spliced from 7 exons. Gene Ontology annotation, biological process: positive regulation of triglyceride storage; lipid storage. NCBI's taxonomy places the organism in Eukaryota, Metazoa, Arthropoda, Insecta, Diptera, Culicidae.
GUGAUCGGAUCGCUUUCUUCUUUCGAGUCGAGUGAAACGUGAAAAGUGCUCUUACCGUACAGUGCGUGCUUGUGUUGUCCGUUGUGCCCGUAGAGUGUGCACUCCCGAAAGCCCCCGACGAGGGUCAUUAUUGUUCAAACACUCAAUACAACAACAAUGGUGCAUCAGAAGCUGAAGCGCCAGAACUCGGGACUCCCGCGGAUGGAGUCGAUUUCGCGGUUCGGCAGUAUUCCGGUCGUGGAGACCGGAAUCAAAACCGCCAACACGGUUUAUCAACGGGUUAAGGAAAGUAAUGGACUGUUCACCUGGGGGUUCGAAACGGCCGAAGCCAUGACAUACGCUUUUGUGGAUUCACUCCGCCCGGCCGCAAAGCUGGUCGAAGGGCCACUGCAUCGUUUGGACAAUUUCAUGUGUAAAAGUUUGGACUUUGUCGAACAGAAAGUCCCUUCGAUGUAUCUCCCACCGGAGAUGAUGUACUGGAACACCAAGGAGUACAUGUCCGACCAUCUGGUGAAGCCGGUCUUGAGUCGGGCCAAUUCGAUGAAGAAUCUCGGCCAUGUGGUGCUGGAAUCACGGGUAUCGAACUACGCGGCCGAUCGGUUGGACGGUGCCCUGAACGUAUGCGAUAAAUACGUUGACCUAUACCUUCCGGCGGAACCGGAACCCGUCGAUAAACCGGAUUGUCCUAAUCCCGGGCAGCCCCAGUCGGACGAUUCGCACGAGACACACGUAAUCCAAACGAUCCACCGUGGCCAGCAGAUUUCGCGCAAACUGAAACGUCGGCUCACGUUCCGCACCCGCCAGGAGUUGAGCGCCCUGAAGAAGCAAAGUACCGAAGCCGUGCACGUGGUGUUCUACGCAGCCGAGCUGAUCGCUACCAAUCCGCGGCUGGCCAUGCAGAAGGGUGCCGAACUGUGGAAGUAUCUGAGCGCUGACGAACCGGAAAAUCAAGCCCGCCCCCAAACGCUCGAACAGUUGAUGGUGCUACUGACGAGAGAAUCCGUCCGAAAGAUGGUCCAUCUGAUCAACUUCACCGCGGGUACGGCCACGAAAGUUCCCAACAUUGUUCGAUCGCAGACUCGCGAACUGGUACACCACAUGCUUUUUGCCACCGAUCGAUUGAUUAAGGUUGCCCACUUGGAAAAGGCUAAGAAUGCAACCAUCACGGAAGCAACAGGGCUAAUGCACCGAAUUCAGCAUACCUAUGAGGACCUGCAGAAUCAAACCAAUUUGGCUUUGGAACGUUUAGCAGUUUUUCUGUCCGGACGGUUGGAAGCGGAGAAGAUCACAACCAGCGAUAACCCCCGGCGAAGGAUCCAGAACCGAGCGAAUAAUAAUCCAAUGCAUAGUAGCAUCAAUGGCGUUUAUUAGCGUGCGAACGGCCGAGCUAUUGCUCAUGCAACUUCAGCAGCAGGACUAUGUUGACGGACGGCAAUGGAAUGGGGCUAAUGGCCGUGAAUGAUAUCUUUGUUCUUUUCUAGCAACAAAUCUUUUUUACGUUAAUGGUAUGAUAUAAUGAUCAAUAAAUUCCGCUUUAUAUACAAA